Messenger RNA from Colletotrichum acutatum, 435 nucleotides. RefSeq lists its product as uncharacterized. The transcript has 4 exons. The record is from RefSeq and is a predicted model, not a curated record. Lineage: Eukaryota; Fungi; Ascomycota; Sordariomycetes; Glomerellales; Glomerellaceae. The coding region runs from base 1 to 435 and encodes 144 amino acids.
AUGGCAAACAGAUGCGACGUUGCUUCCCAUCCCGUGGCGCAAGAAGCUCGCGGCCAAGCCCGACAGGCCUCUCAAGAUUGGCCGCCUAUUGAAAGGGCGGGAUGGGCUGUUAUUGAUUGCCUCACGGCUGCAGGACAUACUUUGAUCGAAUGGGAUCCCACCUCGCAUGCUGAAGCUUAUAAGGAUUGGGUAGCCGCCACAUUCGCCGAUGACGGUGACUUCCACAGGAAACUGAGUGAGGCCAGCGGAGAGCCGCUAGUCAAAGGGCUUCUUGUUGGAACCGAAAAGGAUAUACUUUCAGUUGCAGAGUCUCGCGAUCUGGCUGCCAAAAAACUUAGGUACGAGAAAGACUACUUCAAGCGCUGGAACGAGGCAGGCAUUGACGCCCUUAUCACCACGGUGGCACCCUGGUUUGGGAUUAGACCCAGAGUGUAG